Molecule: messenger RNA, 1692 nt
Organism: Peronospora matthiolae
Lineage: Eukaryota; Oomycota; Peronosporomycetes; Peronosporales; Peronosporaceae
Source: the annotation of a GenBank genome assembly
AUGCGUGCUGCGCCUGCCAACAUGGUAAGCUCCGGCGUGUGGGUCGAAGCGAGUCACAUCGUGGCAGGGUCGCCACUCGUUGUUACUUCUAUUGAGACUCUUGACAUUUUUUUGUGUUCGAAGAAGAUGUGGGGCAGUCGAUACGUAUCGACUCGGGUGUUUCAGAGACGCUGCUGUUCCGUGUCGUUGUCAACUACUUCAACAUCCGCUCUGGAAGACCCUCUGAAGCUCUAUGUGGUUGCUGGAGAAGCAUCGGGUGACGCUAUAGGGGCCAAAGUCGUUCGUGCUUUACAGCGUCAACAGCCAUCACGAGCUCUAGAAGUUCGAGGAAUUGGCGGACCAAAAAUGUGUGAAGCAGGACGGUUCAAGUCUCUUUUUCCGAUGCACGAGCUGUCGAUCAUGGGGCUUUUUGAAGUCGUGCCGCAUAUUUGGCGCGUUCGGCGGCGGAUCCAAGACACACUGCGCGAUAUUCAUCAGUUCCAGCCCGAGCUGGUGCUGACAAUUGACUCGAAAGGCUUUGCGUUCCGAGUGUUGAAAGCUCUGCAAGCAAAGGAGCGAAGGACUGGUUGCAAGCGCAGUAAAAAGGUGCAUUAUGUCGCGCCGUCCGUUUGGGCUUACAAACAUCGAGGCAAGCGGCACUUCGCCGAGCUUGCACAACUGCUGGACGCGAUGUUCACGAUCUUACCCUUUGAAGAGGACCUUUUUGGCAAUGGUGAAUCGAACGAGCGCUUAGAAGGCGGUCGUAGCGACAAGUCCAGUCGAUCUUGGUGUCACUUUGUGGGUCAUCCAGCAGUCGAAGACUUUUUGGAGGCCACUGGAGCUUACGAGAGCGACCGGAGCUGUUUAUUACAUACGGAUGAUCGUUUUUUACAAGGCGAACUCACUACGGGACCCGGUGCUUUGCUUGACUUGGAAAAGUAUGAUGCCAUCCAUUUACUGGCAAAUGGCCGGCAUUUCCAGAGAUUGGCGGCAUCGGGACGCGAAUCACGAGUCCGUGAUCGUGUCCGAGAAAAGUUCGGCAUUCCUGUUGAUGCAUUUGUCAUCUGCGCUCUCGUUGGCAGUCGUACGAAUGAAGUGGAUAAGGUAUCCCAGCUUGUGCUCGAUGCCAUUGAACGGUUUCAACGAACGAAAGAUAUGCAGCGUGGCCGGCAGCAGAUUUUCGUGGUGUUCCCUACGCUUUCAGUGGUUGAGAAACAAGUCAAGGCCCACCUUUCUGCUUCCAAUCAUCGUGUCCCGAGCCGUGUUUUGACUGACCUCGACGCAGCAACUCGGCUUGAGCUCUUUCAGAGCUCUGAUGCCGCAGUAGCCAUGUCCGGGACGAUCGUGCUCGAGACAACAUUGGCUAGCUUGCCCACGGUCGUUAUCUACCGGGCCAACAGGCUGACCGAACGGGUUGUGCAAUGGCUUGCGGCAGUCCGGUUUGUAUCAGUGCCCAACCUUAUGCUAGGAAGAAUGCUGAUCCCAGAACUCCUGUUCAGGGACUGCACGGCACCAAAGAUUGCUGAGGCACUGGCGUCACUUCAGCAUCAUCCAAGCACGGAAAAAGACGCGCCCGAACUCGCUAUAGUCUCCAGCACUUUAUCCAGGUGGCACGAGUCUGACAAAGUCUCAGCCACAAGCAGCAGGUUGCAGCCAAUUCGGCCAAGUGACUUGGCAGCAAAGUAUAUCCUCGAGAUACUUGCAGAAAAGUAG